UUUAUCGUGUCGUCGACAGCCCACUUUCGCGGAACGUGAUGCCUUUGCUGUCUUCUGUCUGCCUCCUGCUGUUGUCUGUUGUUGUCUUCCUCCACCACUGUCACAUUGUCACAUUCACAUCGCACGCUCUCCAACCAAUCGUCUUCAACUUCCCUGUUACCCAUCGCCAUUGAAGCUCGCGACAAUGUCUGAUGAGGAGCAGAAGCGAGCGAUUGCAGCGGUUGGAACCGCUGUGGUUGAAUUGCUGCAGGCCAGCGUGUAUGCCAUCUUGGCCACCCGAGGCGUGUAUCCGGCACACCUGUUUGAGAAGAGGCUGGUGUUUGGGGUGCCCACCUACUGGCCAAGGGCAGAGGCACUGGAAGACUAUGUUCGCAAUGGCGUCACAUUUGUUCAAUCAGUGCUUCAACAGGGCAAGCUGUUCAACUUCUUUGUCACAAUUUUGAACAAGGGUGGAGACCCAGUGGAGCGGUUCAUAUUCGACAUUGACGCCGCAUCGCCGGAUGGGAAGCAUAUGGUGGCUGUGGAUGUGCUGGAGCGACAGUUCCGCAGUGUGCUGGUGAAGCUGAGCAUGUGCGAUGCCCUCCUCUCCGACAAAGGCGACGGGCUGCAGUUUGCGCUGUACGCCACUACCGAUUGCGAAACGGAGGCUGUGGCUGCGCGACAUGAGACAAACCCCUGGAUUGUCGCAGAUCAGCAAGACUGUGGCCCACACACGCACCAACCAGCCGUGUUACGUAACACCACCACCAGUACCACUGAUGUGGUUGAGAUUGAUGACGAUGACGAUGAUGACGAGGUAGAAAACGGUAAUGGAACUCGCGGUAGCAGCGGCGAUGGCGGCGAUGUUGGGGGUGACCACAUGAGGUCUGCCAGGGGUCAACUGGCAGCGAAGAAGGAGCAAAAUGAGAAGAAGAAGGAAGCGCAGCAACAACAGCAACAGCAGCAACAGCAACACCAACAACGGCAACACCCGCGCAUGCAAGUCUUGAAACGCGUUGCUGCACACCCACUGUCCAUCCUCGUGUAUGCAGAGGAAGUGUGACACACUUCAUUCAUGUUGCGCUGCAUAGGAAGUGGGCACCAACAAGCGUACACGUGUGUGUGUGUGUGUGUGUGUGUG
Salpingoeca rosetta is the source of this 1120-nucleotide messenger RNA. RefSeq lists its product as uncharacterized. The coding region runs from base 185 to 1042 and encodes 285 amino acids. The record is from RefSeq and is a predicted model, not a curated record. NCBI's taxonomy places the organism in Eukaryota, Choanoflagellata, Craspedida, Salpingoecidae. The transcript has 4 exons. Gene Ontology annotation, cellular component: zeta DNA polymerase complex.